AUGACAGAAUAUAAAUUAGUUAUUGUAGGUGGUGGUGGUGUUGGUAAAAGUGCAUUAACAAUUCAAUUAAUUCAAAAUCAUUUUAUUGAUGAAUAUGAUCCAACAAUUGAAGAUAGUUAUCGUAAACAAGUUUCAAUUGAUGAUGAAACUUGUUUAUUAGAUAUUUUAGAUACUGCAGGUCAAGAGGAAUAUAGUGCAAUGAGAGAUCAAUAUAUGAGAACUGGUCAAGGAUUUUUAUGUGUUUAUUCAAUUACAUCAAGAUCAUCAUAUGAUGAAAUUGCAUCAUUUAGAGAACAAAUUCUAAGAGUUAAAGACAAAGAUAGAGUACCAUUGAUUUUGGUUGGUAAUAAAGCAGAUUUGGAUCAUGAACGUCAAGUUAGUGUAAAUGAAGGUCAAGAACUUGCAAAAGGAUUCAAUUGUCCUUUCAUGGAGUCAUCUGCUAAAAGUAGAAUUAAUGUUGAAGAGGCAUUUUACUCUUUAGUUCGUGAAAUUAGAAAAGAACUAAAAGGUGAUCAAUCAAGUGGCAAAGCUCAAAAAAAGAAAAAACAAUGUUUAAUUUUAUAA
Molecule: messenger RNA, 564 nt
Organism: Dictyostelium discoideum AX4
Lineage: Eukaryota; Evosea; Eumycetozoa; Dictyosteliales; Dictyosteliaceae
Gene: rasD
Product: Ras GTPase
Exons: 4
Coding region: 1-564 (187 amino acids)
Biological process (GO): signal transduction
Cellular component (GO): plasma membrane; membrane
Molecular function (GO): GTPase activity; GTP binding; G protein activity
Source: RefSeq, a predicted model, not a curated record